AUGACAAGUCCGUUUCGGCAUGGCUCAUCUGGCUUUCCAGACUCGGACUCGUCAUCUGGAACCACGGGCCAGACGUCUCGCAGCCGACGUGCCUCUCCCUACAACAACGCUCCGGCCGCUCCUCCGCGCGGCGGGGGAAGCCACAGCUCCAACUUCUACACCCAUCCCUCCCGCACCUCGCUCCUGAGCCCGAGCGGCGAUCUCCUAGUCGAACCCGUCCCCAGCCUUGCACGACCGCCGACCCACGAUACCGCCGUCAUGGACGAGCAGGCCGGCGACGGCAUGGCCAAUGUUUGGAACGCUGCAGGGCCUCUGCCCUCCUUUUCUCGCGCUUUUGACAUGUUCACCACCCCGCGAGACGCAGACGGCUUUGGGCAUGGCGCGUUCGUUCCCUCGUACCUCCGAGGCUCCACGUACAUGCGACUGUUGGAGGAGCAGAGGAAGGCACAGUCACAAUCGGCCAAGGAAUCGAAGCGAUCGACAGACAACGGAGCCAACGUGGAUUCCAACGGCUUUGUCCGACCGCCGCUCCCUUCCGGCGCCCACCGGGGCAUGACGCACAACGUCAUCGAACGACCGCCACCCUUCGAGGAAGACGAGGCAGUGCCGCCACUGCCGACUCGAUGGAACAAGGACGACGCCGGCCAUGGUGCCGAGGUGCAGUCAAAUCCACUCACCGUCCGGUACGUUGGUUCUAAGAACCACCACGAGCGUGAAUACGAGGCUGGAGGCGUCCGAGCGAACCAUCAUAUGCCCCCGGAAUGUGGCAUAUAUUACUUUGAGGUGCAAAUUGUGUAUGGGAAGCGUGACGACACCACCAUCUCUAUUGGCUUCUCGGCCAGAAAUACAGCGCUCUCAAGAGCAGUGGGCUGGGAACCUGAAUCCUGGGGCUACCACGGUGAUGACGGCCGGACGUACACUGGUCAGAACAUCGGACGCAAUUACGGACCGACCUUCAGUCUCGGCGACGUUAUCGGCUGCGGUGUCAACUUCAGAGAUCACACAGCCUUUUUCACCAAGAACGGAGUGAAACUAGGAACUGCCUUUACAGAUGUGGUGCGAAGCAAGCUGUAUCCUACAGUCAGCAUGAAGAAGACUGGAGAGCAAGUCACGGCCAACUUUGGCCAAUGUCCAUUCGUCUAUAACAUUGACGACAUGAUUCGAGAACAACGAGAAAAGAUCCAGUUGGAGAUCGCGGCAACGGACACCUCACGGCUGGAGCCGGGAAUGAACGGGACUGACCUCAUCCAAACAUUGGUUCUGCAGUUUCUCCAGCAUGAUGGAUAUGUGGAGACUGCAAGAGCCUUUGCAGAGGACAUCAAGGCGCAAAAGGAGGCCCUCAAUCUCGACCCAAACGUAAAGGUAGACGGGAUUAACAUCAAGGAUGACGAGGACGCUAACAACCGCCAACGGAUCCGCCGAGCUAUUCUGGAAGGAGACAUUGAUCGGGCACUGAAGCACACGAACGCGUUCUAUCCCCAGGUGCUGCAGGACAACGAAGAGGUGUACUUCAAGCUGCGAUGUCGCAAGUUCAUCGAGAUGGUUCGGAAAGCGGCACAAAUCCGCACCGGCGGCGGUGAAUCUAAAAGAAGCAACGGUCACGGGCCGACGUCCGGUUCCCAGGACAUGGACCUCGAUCUGAACGGCAACGACGGCGUGUCCUUGGUGGACAACAUGGACAUGGACGGCUCGGAGCAACAGAUGGAGCUCAUGCAAUUGGAACAGAGCAUGCUGGAAUACGGACAGGCUCUCGGCGCUGAAUACGCCAACGAUUCUCGCAAAGAGAUAUCAAACGCCCUGAGUGAGAUUUGGUCCUUGGUUGCCUACUCGAACCCGCUUAAAGAGCCACAGGUUAGUCACCUGAUGGACCGCAAGGGCCGAUCUUUGGUUGCCGAGGAGCUCAACUCAGCCAUACUGUCUUCACUUGGCAAGUCAUCGCGGGCUGCUCUCGAAAAGAUCUAUGCGCAGACUAGCGUUCUGCUUGACGAGCUCCGACAAGACGGGGGCCCUGGCGCGUUUGUGUCUCUGCAAUCGAUUCUCGAGGACAUUACGACGUUCCCACAAAUCUGA
Purpureocillium lilacinum is the source of this 2070-nucleotide messenger RNA. RefSeq lists its product as uncharacterized. Gene Ontology annotation, molecular function: protein binding. The record is from RefSeq and is a predicted model, not a curated record. Lineage: Eukaryota; Fungi; Ascomycota; Sordariomycetes; Hypocreales; Ophiocordycipitaceae.